This is a messenger RNA of Malurus melanocephalus (red-backed fairy wren), 1656 nucleotides long. It is a transcript of the gene DNPEP, whose product is annotated as aspartyl aminopeptidase. Gene Ontology annotation, biological process: proteolysis. Gene Ontology annotation, molecular function: zinc ion binding; aminopeptidase activity. Lineage: Eukaryota; Metazoa; Chordata; Aves; Passeriformes; Maluridae. The coding region runs from base 32 to 1549 and encodes 505 amino acids. The transcript is spliced from 13 exons. The record is from RefSeq and is a predicted model, not a curated record.
CCGGGCGGGCUGGCGCGGGGCGGCGGCGGCCAUGCAGGCGGCGGCGCAGGGCUCGAAGGCGGCGGCGCAGGCGGCAGCGCAGGAACUGGUGAAGUUCGUGAACCGCAGUCCCUCGCCGUACCACGUGGUGGCCGAGUGCCGCAGCCGGCUACUGCAGGCCGGCUUCCAGGAGCUGAAGGAGACGGAGCACUGGGACGUGCGSCCGGCGCAGAAGUACUUCAUCACCAGGAACUACUCCACCCUCAUCGCCUUCGCUGUCGGCGGCCAGUUCCAGCCCGGAAAUGGGUUCAGUCUGCUGGGGGCCCACACCGACAGUCCCUGCCUCAGGGUGAAGCGUCGCUCUAAGCGGGGACAGGUGGGCAUAGUGCAAGUCGGUGUGGAGACUUAUGGAGGGGGCAUCUGGAACACCUGGUUUGACCGUGACCUCACCGUGGCCGGGAGGGUGAUCAUAAAGGAUGAAGCCACAGGGCGUCUGGAGCAGCGCCUGGUACGUGUGGAGCGGCCCAUCCUCCGYAUUCCUCACCUAGCCAUCCAUCUGCAGCGCAGCAUCAAUGAGAAUUUUGGGCCCAACACCGAACACCACCUGGUUCCCAUUCUGGCCACUGCUGUGCAGGAGGAGCUGGAAAAGGAGGUGCUUAUGGAGUCCACACCUUGCAGUGCUGCAGCCCAGGCAGAGCGGCACAGCCCUGUCCUGCUUUCCCUGAUCUGCCCCCAGCUGGGGAUUAAACCGGAGCAGAUUGUGGAGCUGGAACUAUGCCUGGCAGAUACACAGCCAGCGACGCUGGGUGGUGCCUUCGAUGAGUUCAUCUUCUCCCCACGUCUGGACAACCUGCACAGCUGCUACUGCGCCUUGCAGGCCUUGAUUGACUCRUGUGCAACACCCUCGUCCCUCUCCCAGGAGCCUAACGUGCGUCUCAUUGCGCUCUACGACAACGAGGAGGUAGGGUCAGAGAGUGCACAGGGCGCGGARUCCUUGCUGACAGAGCUGGUGCUGCGCCGGAUCUCAGCAUCACCACACAACCUGACAGCCUUUGAGGAGGCAGUGGCCAAGUCCUACAUGAUCAGUGCUGAUAUGGCCCACGCUGUGCACCCCAAUUACGUGGACAAGCAUGAGGAGAACCAUCGUCCAGYUUUCCACAAGGUGAGAGCUGCCCUCUGGUUUGAACGAUUGCUGUCUGUCCUGCAGCACGCUGGAUUGCCCAGCUGCUCCCAACUCAUGAACAGUCAAAUGGUUUAUCCUGCAAUGGGAUUUGACCAUGCCACAUGUCUGAUGUUAAUCACUCAGGAUCCUAGUCUUGUCCCUCGAGUCCUUCCCUGCUCUCAGCUGCGGCUCUCCCUGUGGGAAGGUUGUCCCCAUCCCCAUGGCUCACCCAGGGAGGGGAGAAUGGUCUGGUGUGUUGGGAUGAUGCAGCAUUGCCUCGGCAUAGAUGUUUCCAGGGCCACUGACUAUCUCUGGGUCCCAUUAUGGGCCUACAGUGCCUUCCCUUGUGCAGGGCCCUGUCAUCAAAGUGAACAGCAACCAGCGCUACGCCUCCACAGCUGUCACUGAAGCCGUAAUCCGGGACAUCGCCGCCCGCGUGGGUGUGCCUCUGCAGGAGUUCAUGGUGCGCAACGACACACCCUGUGGCACCACCAUCGGCCCCAUUCUGGCCUCCC